GCUACUAGAUAGUAAACUCGGUGCUAGUAAACUUACUGUCACCACGAGUUCUGAUUGGCUUUUUGUUUUCUGCCAAGGUGUGAAUCCGCCCAAAGUUCUUGGAGCUUAUAACCAAAACACAAGACGUAUCAACGUGUUAGAUAUAUCAAAAAACGACGGACUAGUCAACAAUUUUUCACUUUCAUGGAAAAAUUUUUGUUUCUAUAACUGAAAACAGAAAGAACUGCAGAAUAUGAAUCAGUCAUUCUAUACGGUUUUAUUUUUAUUCAUCUCUGCGAUGGACAUUAUCAUCGCAGAAUUUACAGCAGAUGAUUGUACGAUGUUAGGAUUUAAUAAAGCCAGUGUUCUUUGCUCGACCUGUGAACGUUUCAGUGAUCUCAAAUUAGAAGAAGUUUUUAAUACAUGCCAAGAAUGUUGUCUAAAAGAUAAUGACAACGAUUUGUCUGGAUCAAAACGUUAUCCUAAGGCUGUCCUCGAAGUUUGCACAUGUAAAUUUGGACAAUAUCCACAAAUACAGGCUUUCAUUAAAAGUGAUCGACCAAAGAAAUACAAGAAUCUUAGCAUAAAAUAUGUGAGAGGCUUAGAUCCAAUCAUCAAGCUAUAUGAUGAGGAAAAUAGAAUUGAAGAUAUACUUGAUAUACAUAAAUGGGACACAGAUUCUGUGGAUGAAUUUCUAUCUACUCAUCUUUCUAAGGAUUAAGAAAAUUAGGACACAAAUAUAUUGGAUUAACACAUGUUAUUUCUACUGAAUUCUUAAUGUACUAUCUACUGAAUAUAUAUAUUUGAGUACA
Messenger RNA from Nylanderia fulva, 791 nucleotides. RefSeq names its product selenoprotein F. Gene Ontology annotation, cellular component: endoplasmic reticulum lumen. Gene Ontology annotation, molecular function: oxidoreductase activity. NCBI's taxonomy places the organism in Eukaryota, Metazoa, Arthropoda, Insecta, Hymenoptera, Formicidae. The record is from RefSeq and is a predicted model, not a curated record.